This is a messenger RNA of Habropoda laboriosa, 2433 nucleotides long. RefSeq names its product IQ and AAA domain-containing protein 1. The annotation marks the transcript as partial. Gene Ontology annotation, molecular function: ATP binding; ATP hydrolysis activity; protein binding. NCBI's taxonomy places the organism in Eukaryota, Metazoa, Arthropoda, Insecta, Hymenoptera, Apidae. The transcript has 10 exons. The record is from RefSeq and is a predicted model, not a curated record.
AUGUCAAGUACAACAUAUGAUGAACUUUGGAAAAACGCAGAAAACGCUUUGGAGGAACUUCUUCAAUUGGAUACAAGUUUACAAAACGCUAAACCGCAAAAAGAUCGCAGAAAAGCACAUAACAUGGUUUCAGAAUUAUAUGUAAGAUAUACAACUAUUUGUAAUAAAUUCGAAUUGUGUUAUGAUCAAGUAAUUCAGCCGCAAAAACGAAUAUUAAUCAAACAAUUAUUAGAUUCGUGUCUUGGUAGGAUUUUAGAAUUGAAACACGAAUUAGUCGAGAUAGAUCUUUCGGAAUAUAGUUAUUUUGACGAUAUUUUAAUAAAGUUAAACGUCACACCACAAGAAGUUGAAAUUCAAGUGCCAAGAUAUUUUAGGCGCGAACGUUUAAAAGAAAUUGAAGAAAAGCGAAAGUACAUAGAAGAUACUCUUAAAAGUAUAGGUGCUUUAGAUGAAGUAAUUAUACCAAAAAAGAUGACGGAAUCUGAAGCUAUAAGGCUUAUACAGGCUCAUGAACGGGCUAGGCAAGGUCGGUUAAAAUUUCAAUUUAUGAAAGAGAUACGUCAAGUGAAAGAAAAAGCUGCAAUUAAAGCAGACGCAAAAGUGAGCGACGAGGCAAGCCAAAAAGCCGCUGUAAUUAAAAUUCAAAAAAUUUGGAAAGGAUAUGUGACUAGGUACAAAAUCCGAAAAAGACGUCUUGAAGAAAUGUUAUUAAUUGGUAUGCUUCAACCAAGUCAAGAAAUUACUGAGAAUGUCAGGCUGGCUGAGAGAGUUAGACAAGAAAGAUAUGAGAAGCAAAUAAAAUACCAAGAAUUGUAUGAAAAUUUAAUGAUUGAAGCUAAGGAAAGAAUUCGCAAAGAAAAGACUGCUAUAAUGGAGGAAAAUAUAAGAAGUGAAGUUCGAAAUUGGAUAAGUACUUAUUUCCAACAGACAGGAAAAAUUCCUGACUUGCCAUCUGUAGAAAGUGGUGGAUCUAGGAUUAUAUUUAGUAGACAGGGAACUGAAAGUACCAUAAGCAAAUCUACUGCAGUAUCAUCAAAGGAAUCCAAAAAAUCUAAAAGGUCAAAAUCAAAGAAAGACAGUGACGGUGAACAGUCAGAGGAAGAGACUGAACAAGGUUUCAAAUCAAUUCCUUCUAAUUUCUUAUCAGUAUUAAUAUGUGCAAAUCAAGAAUAUAAAGAAGUAUGGAAAAAUAAAGAUGAAUCCUCAAAUGCAGCACAAUUGCCAUACUUAGAUAUGAUAGAAAAUGAAAAAACUAAAGAAGUAGAGAAUGAAGUUCGAAUUACAGUAGAUCAAGCACUCAGAGAUGAUAUAGAAGCCUUGCAAAAUGCAUUAGAUAGAGAUAGAGGUUUUAAAGGUAAACGUGCAAAAAAAGUACAAAAAAGAAUUCGUCGUAGUGGGAAAAAGAAUAAAAAGAGGAAGGAAAAAGAUUUAACUCCAGAUAGAACAACAGAAUCUUUAUUUGAAGAAUUACUGACUCAAGGUAUCAUUAAGCUUUAUAGGGAAACUCCUCUUCAUGAUUUCAAAGGUGAAAAGUCUUUUGCAAACCAUAAUUUGAGAGAAAAGGGAAAAGAUCAUUUGCCAACUCUUGGAGAUAUAAGACAGUUAAUAGCUGAAUACUGUAUUCUUCCUUUGGGAAACAGUACUCUUAGAGAAUUGACACCUCUAGUAAGGUCAGUUUUAAUAGCUGGUCCGCAUGGUAGUGGCAAAAAAAUGCUGGUAAAUGCAAUUUGUACAGAACUUGGAGCUACUUUAUUUGACAUUACACCAGCUAAUAUUGCUGGAAAAUAUCCUGGCAAAUCAGGUGUAAUUAUGCUUAUCCAUUUAAUAUCAAAGGUAUCACGUUUGCUACAACCAUCAGUAAUAUUCAUGGAUGGGGCAGAAAAACCAUUUGUGAAAAAAGUUUCAAAAACUGAUAAAACUGAUCCAAAACGUUUGAAAAAAGAUCUUCCCAAAUUAGUAAAAAGUAUUACAAAUGAAGAUAGAGUGAUUCUUAUUGGAAUCUCAAGUUCACCAUGGGAUGGAGAUCAGAAAUGCUUAUACCAAACUUAUGAUAAAGUUAUAUAUAUUCCCAGGCCAGAUUAUGGAAGUGUGUCUCUUAUAUGGAAAGAUUUAUUGUACAAAUAUUCUGGGAUUAAUAGACAAUUUGAUACAUCAGAUAUGACUAAAAUUUGCGAUGGUUUCACUGUUGGCACUAUAUUAGCAUCAAUUAACGAGGUAAUGACGACAAAACGAAUAGUGCAGUUAAGGACUCAUUCUUUGACACAAGGUGAAUUAAUUAACGCAUUGAGUACAAAGGAUCCGGUAUACUGCGAAGAGGAAGACGCGUUUUUAGCGUGGCUCGCUAAAACACCGAUAUAUCGUCAGAAACAACGGGCAAUCGAGCUGGAACUUCAGAAGUUAGAAGAGGUAAAUGAGAAACAAAAAAGAAAAGGA